GGAGCGUGGCGGCGCUCCGCCCUCUCUCCCAAGAUGGAGCUUUCCCUCCGCCUCCCUCCUCCCGUCAUGCCCUGCGGCGGCCGGAAGCGGCAGAGGGGUCAGCGCGCGGGGGCCGUACCGGAGACCCGGGAUCUGCACCGGCCUCGGCGGCGGAGGGCCUGAGGCGGACGUGGAUGGCGGAGUCCGCGGCGCAGCCACCGGGGGGCCCCCCGAGCCGGCACGAGAAGAGCCUGGGGCUGCUCACGACCAAGUUCGUGUCUUUGCUGCAGGAGGCCAAGGACGGCGUGCUCGACCUCAAGCUGGCAGCAGAUACCUUGGCAGUGCGGCAGAAGAGGCGCAUUUAUGACAUCACAAAUGUCCUUGAGGGCAUAGGGCUGAUUGAGAAGAAGUCCAAGAACAGCAUACAGUGGAAAGGAGUAGGUCCUGGCUGCAACACCCGUGAAAUUGCCCACAAGCUGAUAGAGCUGAAGGCAGAGAUUGAGGACCUGGAGCAGCGGGAACGGGAGCUGGAGCAGCAGAAGAUGUGGGUGCAGCAAAGCAUCAAAAAUGUGACGGACGAUGUACAAAACAGCCGGUUAGCCUAUGUGACUGACGAGGACCUCUGCAAAUGCUUUCCAGGUGACACACUGCUAGCCAUCCGAGCCCCAUCGGGUACUCAGUUAGAGGUUCCUGUCCCUGAGGGCUUGAAUGGUCAGAAGAAAUACCAGAUCCACCUGAAAAGUACAAGCGGUCCAAUUGAUGUCCUACUUGUAAAUAAAGACGCCUGGAGCUCUCCUCCAGUGGUACUACCUGUCCCUCCCCCGGAAGACCUCAUUCAGUGUCAGCCGGUCACACUCCCUAAGGCACAGAGACCACCUGUUGCCCACUUCCAAGAAGCAUCUCUUCCCAGUGGUACCCACCCUUCUGCACCUGUUCCCAACAGCACACAGGACCAGGUCUCUGCUGUGCAGAAAGCAGCCAGCGCCACAGAUAGUGGCGUCUCAACGGCAGAAUCGAGAAGCAGCGGGGAGCUGGACCAACUUGACCCCUCGACAGCUCCAGCCAGCCCACCUGCCGGGCUGGACACGCAGCCCCUCCAAUCCUCAGCCUUGCUGGACAGCAGCUCCAUCCUGCCCAGUCCUUCCACCUCCUUUGAGCCAAUCAAGCCAGACCCCACAGAAAUACCGGAACUUCCCAAGGAGCUUUCGGAGAUGUUUGAUCCAACAAGAGAAUGCAUGAAUUCUGAGCUGCUCGAAGAACUAAUGUCAUCUGAUGUAUUUGCUCCUUUGCUCCGUCUCUCCCCGCCUCCUGGUGACCACGACUACAUCUACAACCUGGAUGAGAGCGAAGGGGUGUGCGACCUUUUCGAUGUGCCUAUCCUCAACCUCUGACUCCUGGCAUAUUGGAUGGACUUUAGGAUACGUGUUUUUUUAAAAAACAAACAAACAAACCAGUCUUUGGAAAAACCUGGUGGUUUAUUGGAUUCCUUUUCUGCUAUAGUGCUUGAGUGACACACUUGGCUGCUCUGGUCUUGACUGAAGAUCAACAGGGAUGGACUUGCGGACCAAGCAGCAGUAGCAAGAGCAGCAGCUCCCUUUCCUGGCUUCUUUUCUUCCUUUCCUGUGUUGCACAAGGCAGUCCCCUGGUUUCCCUCUUGCUCCAUUUUUGGCUGUCCUUUCACUAGAUUUGAGGCCUCCUUCCCAGCGGCCUGCGGUCAAUUCUUCCUGAACAGCAGAAGAGCUUCCUUGGGUCUGCAAGCGUGGCUUGGCUUCCCUACACUCCUGGUGGCACUUUCUGGAAAGAGUAGGAGGGCUGAACAACAGGGGCAGGGAAGGUUCAUGCCAUCUUGUCUUUAUAGCUUGUCUCUAUGUAUUCAGAGAUGCUCAUUUCCUUUUCUCUCUCUGGCAACUACACACUUUGACACAAGGAAUGAGAGAGGGGGAAGGGACGCUUCGUCAACCCUGCCUUGGAUUCAUUUUAUGUAUGGAAGGUGCUCAGAAGCUUCUCCCCAGGUUUCAGCCGCUUCUGUUUCACUUUGAGAGAGCGACGAUCACCCAGGUGUCUUGCAAGCCGAAACAUGUCCAGUUCUCCUCCUUUAGCCGUGUAGAGGUGCCAGUUUUGCACAGUCACUUUUCCUCCAAAGAGUCAGAAUGGAGAAACAAAUUGCCCCCUCACCAACAGCCGAGUUGUUUAGGGAUGGGGAAGCUUGGCUGGGAUUGCCUGCAAUGCAAGGCGCUGAGCUCGAUAGUGAGAGCCCAAGAAGGAGGGGCUUGGAUUGAGUGAAGGGGCCAAGUCUGGGUGAUUUAUUUCAAUAUCCUCAGUCAAUGCUGAAGGUGGGUUUAUUUUGAGUGCAUCCGAACUACUCCACCAUUCCCUUUCCAAAUUGCUGGCUUCAUUUGGAUGCCAGUCCAUGCAGCUUACCUUCUCUCCUGGAGUCUGUAUGUGACACAUCUUCUCUACCUUCCAACACUGAGUAUUGCUCACCUCCCCCCCCCCCCCCCCGUGAGGAUCUGGGUUGGUGAACCUCCUCCUAUGACUCCUUUGCACUUCUCGAUCUCUUUCCUGUAACUGCAGUGUUGCUCUCCAGUCUGCAGUUGUGCUUUUACCAGAUGCCAGCCCCUAACUCGCGCUCCCUGGCCCCUAACCUUUGCACAGUUCUUGGCCGCAGGCACUGAAUAUGAAGGUGGUGCUGCCUUGCACCCUAACCUUAAAAACUGCUGCUUGGGUGAAGAGUUUGAUUUCAGUGGGAUUUAGACUUGCAGCCCUAAGCACACUCACCACUAUGCCACCCAUAUUAAAUCAGGGAAUGUUUGUGUUGUCAUGUGGUAGCUUUUGGCCAGUAAGAGCUAGUUUAAGCUGGCUGCCCUGUCCUUCCUAAGAGUGGCCACAAGGGUCUAAGUGGUGCAGCCAAUAGUUCCCUCUGUAUGGAAUAUACAGUCCUACAAUUCCUUGGCACCCUUUCCAGAGUGGGAACUUGUUAAUACGCUGCUUCCAGAUGCUUAGUGUUUAGAGAAGCCUCUGGUGUCCUAUUUAGCAGGGAUGGGCAAUGUGGUGUCCUCCAGAUGUUGUACUCCAACUCCCAUCAGGUCAGUGGUCAGGGAGCUUUGGGAGCUGUAGUCUAGCCACAUCUGGAGGGCUACCCAUGUGCUUAGGCACCUGUGAGGACACCUUCCUGGCCUGCAUGUCUCUGUUUCCAGAGCGGUUCCUGCAUUGCACAGAUGCUCUAGGAAGCCCAGAGGGAUGUCACAUUUCUUCCUCCCCAAUAGGCUGACGGGCUUCUCAGUGUCUUUGGGAGGGAUCUGUUUAGCAGCUGAACCGUCACUUCCCUUUGCUACGAAUUUCUUGCCUUCUCUUUAGAUGACGUCCUGGAAAAGAUACCUAAAUGAAAUAUACAACGGGAAGGGGGGUGGAAAUGAACUUUGAUUCAUAUAUAAAGAUUAUUUUUAUACUUUUUGCAGCAAGAGACUUGCCUGUAAUAUUUGUACAGUUUUUGUUUUGUUUUUCGAGUGAAUAAACAAAACCUUUCCAAAGCUGUCUCCUGUCAGCAUGUUGGAACAAGCAAUUUCAUGUCCUCUGCAGCCUGGCUGAUGCUGUGAGGCAAUCAUAUUGCAAAGCAGAGUUUAAAGAGAGUCUAGUGCUCACUGGAAGGACAGAUCGUGAAGAUGAGUGAGGCUCCAAUACUUUGGCCACCUCAUGAGAAGAGAAGAAUCCUUGGAAAAGACCUUGAUGUUGGGAAAGAUGGAGGGCACUAGGAGAAGGGGACGACAGAGGACGAGAUGGUUGGACAGUGUUCUCGAAGCUACGAAUAUAAGUUUGACCAAACUGCGGGAGGCAGUGCAAGACAGGAGUGCCUGGCGUGCUCUGGUCCAUGGGGUCACGAAGAGUCGGACACGACUAAACAACAAUGCUAAUAAAGGAUUUCCAUUGCAGGGAGUGUUCGGAAAAGAAGCAACAAUGGCCUCUUUUGGUUUCUUUUUCAGAUAGCCUCCUCCAGUCUCAAAUUACGGUAGGCUGUAAAUCAGGUAUGGCUAAUAUUUGCCCCUCCAGAUGUUGGUUUACACCUCCCAUCAACCCUGGUCAUCAGCCAUGCUCUCUGGAGCUCAUGAGAGGUGAAGCCCAUUAGCAUCUGAGGGCACCAUGCUGGCCCUGGCUGCAUCUGUCAGUCUCGGGAGUCAAACUGCUGGAAGGUCGCAGUGCCUUCUGUGGCUGUAGAGACUGAUACAGGAGAGAUGUUUGGUUGCAGCUGGGGCAGAUGAAAGCGUCUGGUUGUGCUGCUGCAGCAGAUGCACUAUGGCAGGAGUCAGCAACCUUUUUCAGCCGUGGGCCGGUCCACCGUCCCUCAGACCAUGCGGUGGGCCAGACUAUAUUUUGAAGGGGAAAAAUGAACGAAUUCCUAUGCCCCACAAAUAACCCAGAGAUGCAUUUUAAAUAAAAGGACACAUUCUACUCAUGUAAAAACACGCUGAUUCCCGGACUGUCCACGGGCCGGAUUGAGAAGGCGAUUGGGCCGCAUCUGGCCUGAGGUUUUGGGACCCCUGCACUAUGGCGUUUCUUCUCUCUGCUCUCCUCCCAGCAGCCAUUCUUCCUCUGGUCACUGCUAUGAAUGCACAACCUAACUGAUGGUCUCCAGGUGCUGCGGUUGCCUGCAGCCUGGGCC
Zootoca vivipara (common lizard) is the source of this 4636-nucleotide messenger RNA. RefSeq names its product E2F transcription factor 4 (gene E2F4). Gene Ontology annotation, cellular component: RNA polymerase II transcription regulator complex. Gene Ontology annotation, biological process: regulation of transcription by RNA polymerase II. NCBI's taxonomy places the organism in Eukaryota, Metazoa, Chordata, Lepidosauria, Squamata, Lacertidae. Gene Ontology annotation, molecular function: protein dimerization activity; RNA polymerase II cis-regulatory region sequence-specific DNA binding; DNA-binding transcription factor activity, RNA polymerase II-specific. The record is from RefSeq and is a predicted model, not a curated record.